This is a messenger RNA of Mus musculus (house mouse), 3437 nucleotides long. RefSeq names its product smoothelin (gene Smtn). Gene Ontology annotation, cellular component: actin cytoskeleton; cytoskeleton; nucleoplasm. The record is from RefSeq and is a predicted model, not a curated record. NCBI's taxonomy places the organism in Eukaryota, Metazoa, Chordata, Mammalia, Rodentia, Muridae. The transcript has 10 exons. Bases 1515 to 3032 code for a protein of 505 amino acids. Gene Ontology annotation, biological process: regulation of blood circulation.
GCAUUCUCUAUGGUGCAUACAAAGAAACUGAGGCCAGAGAGACUAAUAGUCCAUCCACAGUUGGUGACAUGGCUAAGACUGAUCUAAGACUGAUCCAUGCUAUGUUACCCAGAGGUGUGGCUGAGGUCAUUCUUCCCAUAUGCUGAUCUUUUGUUGUUUAGUUUUGUUUGAUGUCGAGUCUCUUGUAUCCUGGGUUGGCAUCGAACUAAGUAUAUAGCCAGAGCUGACCUUGGACUCCGUGAUCGUCCAGCCUCUACUUCCUGGGUGCUGGCAUUGCAGACGUGAGCCACUGUGCCUGGAUCCACUUGCUAAUCUUUGAUCCUGGCACCUAAGUUGAGCAGCUCACUCUUAAUGAACAAGUGUGAAUGCUGCAGCUCAUGGACAGUGUAGUAGGGGCUUUGGCCCUCUUCCUACGGCAGUCUCUGCCAUAUAUACCCCCGUCCCCACCCCACACUGAACAUCAGCCCCAACGUGUGGAUCAGAUCCCACGCUAAUCCAAGCUCAGCCUAGUCCAUUAGGAGAUUGUUGAUUAGCAUCUUUGCCAUGGAGGCGGGGCAGAGCCACUGAUGAAGACAGGCAGGCAGGGGGCACUGGGCAAGCGAGGCAUCAGCCUAGCAGGUGCCAUGGGAAAUGAAUCCGAGGCAUUCCUUCUAUUAUUCAUUCCCAAGCUCAGGAUCAACUGGUUGGGAGCUCAGCUGGGAAAGAGAUUCCCUGUGGGCUGCCCAGGUAAUGUCCUUUGUGCUGUAUGAAAGACGGAAUGGGACUUUGACUGAGGUGAGGUGGUCAGAUGGUCCGCUUUGGGCCUUCAGAGGGGUAACAGGAUGAGAAUGUGAACAAGAUCAGUCUUUUGGCAACAAAGCAGGACCCAGUAGGUUGGGGUGGCUGUCGUGAGGGGCCCUUGUGGUGAAUGGAGACGUGGCUCUGGCCCUAACUCACCCGUCUCCCCAUCUGAGGCGAACAGAUGUGUCUGUAAUGCACUUGUGCAGAGUCCAGGGUUGGAUUUGGGCACACUGGCUGGGCUAGAGGACAUGUCUGUCAGGGACAAGCCCCCAUUCCAACAGAGAGCUUAAAGUCCCAUCUUCCUGGGCCUCCAUUGUCUUGACUUGUUCAAGGCUUUCUAAAAUAAUGGGGCACGAGAGCAGAUAUAUGCAGGAGUCCAGCAAAUAGAAGUGUCACAGCUGAUAUACCUGGACUAAGCAGUCCAUGCCCUGCUCCUUCCAUUUCUCCACCUAUCGGGCUCUGGCCUCAGUAAUCCUUGAGCCAUGCAACAGGCUGUCCCCCUGUCUGAACAGGCUACCCAUCCCCCUCCAUCCCCUCCGCAGAGGAGCCCAGAAUAGGUUUCUAUUUGAGCAGUUGCUCCAGCUGGCUGGUGGCAGGCUGGGAGGCCAGCAGGGGCGGGGCAGGCUCACUGCCCUUGCCUUCGCCCUCAGACCAGCUGCGAAGCUGCCAGCAUAGACAGCAGCAGCCCCUGCUACUGUCCCACCAUCGUACCCCAAAGAGUCCCCACUAGCAGUAUGCCCGGAGUGCCAGGGCCUGGGCCUGAGAUGGCUGCAGCCUUUGAAGAACAGUUGAGCCAGGCAUUACAAGAACUGCAGACGGUGGCUGAAGCAGGCCGGUCAGCGGUGACCCAGGCAGCCGAUGCAGCUCUGGCCACUGUAGAGCCAGUGGCUCAGGCAGCCGAAGAGCUUCGAGCAGAGACGGCAGCUCUGAGCCGGCGGCUCGAUGCACUGACCAGGCAGGUGGAGGUGCUGAGCUUACGGCUGGGUGUUCCACUUGUGCCCGACCUGGAGUCUGAGCUAGAGCCCAGCGAGCUGUUGCUGGCUGCUGCCGACCCCGAGGCCCUCUUCCAGGCAGCUGAGGAUGCUGGGACCCCCGUGGCCCACCCGCCUGCCUUUAGCACCCGCCGCAGCUCUUCUGGGGGCCCCUCUCGAAGGAGCAGUCUCAUGGAGCCAGAUCCUGCAGAGCCCCCCUCCACCACAGUGGAAGCAGCUAAUGGCGCAGAGCAGGCUCGAGUGGACAAAGGCCCAGAGGGGCGGAGUCCCCUGAGUGCAGAGGAGCUGACGGCCAUUGAGGACGAAGGAGUCCUGGACAAGAUGCUGGACCAGACUACGAACUUUGAGGAGAGGAAGCUCAUCCGGGCUGCACUGCGUGAGCUCCGACAAAGAAAGAGAGACCAGAGGGACAAGGAACGAGAACGGAGGCUACGGGAGGCACGGGCCCGGCCGGGCGAGAGCCGAAGCAAUGUGGCCACGGAGACCACCACCAGGCACAGCCAGCGGGCGGCUGAUGGCUCUACUGUCGGCACAGUUACCAAAACCGAGCGCCUCGUUCACUCCAAUGAUGGCACUCAGACGGCCCGCACCACCACAGUGGAGUCCAGUUUCAUGAGGCGCUUGGAGAAUGGCAGCAGCAGCAGCAGCACCACCACCACCACGGUCCAAACCAAGAGUUUUUCCUCUUCCUCUUCCUCGUCCUCGUCCAAAAAGAUGGGCAGUAUCUUCGACCGAGAGGACCAGACCAGCUCACGUCCUGGCAGCCUGGCAGCCCUUGAAAGACGCCAGGCAGAGAAGAAGAAAGAGUUAAUGAAGGCACAGAGUCUGCCCAAGACUUCAGCAUCCCAAGCACGCAAGGCCAUGAUUGAGAAGCUAGAGAAAGAAGGCUCUGCAGGUGGUCCUGGCACACCCCGUACAGCUGUACAGCGUUCUACCAGCUUCGGAGUCCCCAACGCCAAUAGCAUCAAGCAGAUGUUGCUGGACUGGUGCCGAGCCAAGACCCGCGGCUACGAGCACGUGGACAUCCAGAACUUCUCCUCCAGCUGGAGUGAUGGGAUGGCCUUCUGUGCCCUGGUGCACAAUUUCUUCCCUGAGGCUUUUGACUAUGGGCAGCUGAGCCCACAAAACCGACGCCAGAACUUUGAAAUGGCCUUCUCAUCCGCUGAAGCUUCCUGCUCCCACGGGAUCCCAGCUGGAGAUUCCAAAAGGAGGCUCCUGGCCCAGGCACCGUGCCCGAGUGACCUAUAUACGCCUAUAUAGGACAUCGAAAGCCCUCCACUUUGGAAUCGUUGCCCCUUCUGCACACUGCACCCAGGCACCCUCCUCCUCCGUCUCUUUCUUUCCUUCCCUUCCCUUUCUGGUUCCCUCCAGGAUUUCUCCUCCUCCUCCCCCACUCCUCUCACGCCUCCCUCACCCCCUCUCCCUGGGGCACAGCCCUCCUCUCCAACCUCGGCACCAGUGCCGUUGACCCCCCUACCCCCGCGUUCCCGCUUGCCCAAAGAGUUCUCUGCACCUGUGACUGGUUUGGCCCCCCACCCUUGUCUGCACCGCGCACCAUUAGUGAUGGGUAGUGAGCGGCACGUCCUCCACUGGGAGGGGGCAUGCGGGAGGCUGGCAGACUGCGGCACCGAGAGCAUUAACUGAACUCAUGUCUCUGUAUGUGUA